UAACCUCGGAAUCGAUGAUAUGUACUUUAGUUUAGAAAGUGCCGAAACUAUUGCAAACCAUAUCUUGGCUUUAUAUGGUGCAAAGAUUUUCGCAUUCACAAAAAAUGAAAAUGUCCUAGACAUCAAUCUUGAACGUGAAACUGAUGAAACUUCUGUAUAUAUUCAUACUUCUCGUCCUGGUGUCUCUCAAUUACAUGGUCCUCAACAUGAAAGAAGAAUUGAUGAAAAGUUUUUAGAUGUUAGUACAACUGCCAAGGCUUAUCGUCUAGAAUCUUAUCGUUCUCAAGGAAAUGUUUCUUCUGGAAUGGAUACUCAACUCCGUUGUUAUUUUGUGACAAAAUGUAAUUUCGUAAAAACUGAUCCAACUCCUGAAGAAGAAACUGAUAUUCGUUGUGUAGGUGAUAAAACAUUUUUAGAAAAAGCUACUGAUAAUACUUUGGAAAUUUAUCAAAAUGUUAUGAAAGCUGUUCUUCAAAGAACUGGUCCUGUAAUUGAAAUGUUUGAAGUCGAAGGAAGUCGUGAACGUCGUCUUGUUAUUGGUUACAGGCAACGCAGUACUCAAUCCUUUUUCUCUGCUAUGUCUGAUCUUUAUCAUUUUUAUGAGUUAUACUCUACUAGAAAAUAUGUUGAACAAUUCUCUAAUGGUGUGACUGUAAUGAGUUUAUACCUUAACCCUCUUCCUACUUCAAAAUCUGCUCCAAUAGAACAUACUAUUCAUCAAGUUAUAAAAGAGGCUUCUUUAAUUUAUUGUUUACCUACUACUCCUUUACAAUCUUUCUUCCAAACAAAUAAAUUAUCCGUUCAAGAAGCAAUUUAUGGUUAUAUUGCUUGGUUAUUUGCUCAACAUUUUCUUAAUCGUUUGGGUAGUGAAUAUACUAGUCUUGCUGCUGCUAUGGAUCCUAAUGAUCCUGUUCAUAUUGAA
Molecule: messenger RNA, 922 nt
Organism: Scutellospora calospora
Lineage: Eukaryota; Fungi; Glomeromycota; Glomeromycetes; Diversisporales; Gigasporaceae
Source: the annotation of a GenBank genome assembly